CUGGCAAGGUACUCCCAAGCCCCUAGCAAUUCACUUGCGUCGAUGCACUGUCGUCGGUUCCAUUGAUGAACUGCCAUUGAUCCAUGGCUAGUGUAGGCGUUUUUAGAUGCAUAGUGGUGUUCAUUGCGACCUGGGGAGCUUUCAUAUUUCAUUAUGGUGGUUCCUGUUGAUCAUUGAGCUGUGAUUCGUGUCGAAAGGGAUUAGCUUUAUUUUGGAGAUAGAGCUGCCCCCAUGGACAGAUAUUGUCAAGACUGGUAAAUUGAAGGAGCUUGCACCAUAUGAUCCUGACUGGUAUUACAUUAGAGCUGCCUCAAUGGCAAGGAAGGUGUACCUGAGGGGAGGCCUGGGCGUGGGAGCUUUCCGAAGAAUCUACGGUGGAAGCAAAAGGAAUGGAAGUCGACCGCCCCAUUUCUGCAAAAGCAGUGGUGCCAUCGCCAGACAUAUUCUUAGUGAACUGCAGAAGUUGAACAUUGUAGAAGUUGUUCCCACUGGUGGAAGGAGAAUCACCUCAAAUGGACAGCGGGAUCUCGACCAAGUUGCUGGACGGAUUAUUGUUGCCCCUUGAUGAGUGAGUAGGUGCGCGAGGGCAAAUCAUGCCAAGGGUUUGCUGUGGGCAAUUCUUGUUGGGAUAUAUAGUGUAGGCCUUUACCUAGUGGUCAUUGCUUUCAAAGAUGUGCACUGAAUCCAGUAAACUAUCAAAGCAUUAAGCAGGUUUUCACCAAUUUCUUCGGUUUAUGUAUUGUCGAGGCUGUACAUUGUGUCCAAUUUCUUCUAUCUCCUUCUCUUGAUGUUUUUCAUAUUAUGUCCGAUGUUUUGCCAGAGGAACUUUGUUGAUUUGAAUGAACUGGGUCUACCUCAAUAUAAUUUUAGUGAGGGUGGAGUUGCCUUGCACCAACUUGCCGUAGCUUGAUUGGACAU
Messenger RNA from Linum tenue, 918 nucleotides. Lineage: Eukaryota; Viridiplantae; Streptophyta; Magnoliopsida; Malpighiales; Linaceae. The record is from the annotation of a GenBank genome assembly.